Molecule: messenger RNA, 11686 nt
Organism: Nematolebias whitei (Rio pearlfish)
Lineage: Eukaryota; Metazoa; Chordata; Actinopteri; Cyprinodontiformes; Rivulidae
Gene: vps13c
Product: vacuolar protein sorting 13 homolog C
Exons: 83
Coding region: 96-10940 (3614 amino acids)
Biological process (GO): mitochondrion organization; protein targeting to vacuole; protein retention in Golgi apparatus
Cellular component (GO): extrinsic component of membrane
Source: RefSeq, a predicted model, not a curated record
CGCGAGUCGAUCCCAGACUUGCAGGAUAACCUGAACCGGAACUCAGGUGCCGACAGUCAGUGACCCUGAACGGGUCCGAAUCGGAGCUUUCAGUCAUGGUCUUCGAGUCCCUGGUCAGUGACCUCCUGAACAGGUUCAUUGGGGAUUACGUGGAGAAUCUGGACAAGUCUCAGCUGAAGAUCGGAAUCUGGGGAGGAAACGUUGUUCUGGAGAACCUCAGGGUGAAGGAAAAUGCUCUGAGUGAGUUUAAUGUUCCCUUCAAAGUAAAGGCUGGACAGAUUGGCAAGCUGACGCUGAAGAUUCCCUGGAAGAACCUGUAUAACGACGCUGUCGUCGCCACGUUGGAUGGUUUGUACCUGCUGGUUGUUCCCGGAGCCAAGAUAAAGUACGAUGCAGCAAAGGAGGAGCGUUACCAGCAGGAGGAGAAGCAGAGGGAGCUGCAGCGCAUUGAGGAGGCGCUGCAUAUGGGCGCACGCAGAGCAUCUCAGACCCAAGACUUGCUGUUUGGUCUGGAGAGUGUAGUUUACAAGGAACCACACAGUGGACAUAAAAAACAUAAAAAAGCCAAAAAAUCUUUAAAGAAGCUGAAACGACUUGAAAACAAAGCAAAAACAGACAAGCCUCAGGAGGAGAAGAAGGACACAUUUGUGGAGAAACUGGCUACUCAAGUGAUCAAAAACCUGCAGGUGAAGAUCAGCAGCAUCCACCUGCGUUACGAGGAUGAUCUGACGGACCCACAGUGUCCCCUUUCCGUGGGAGUGACCCUAUCAGAGCUCAGUCUGCAGACCACAGAUGAAAACUGGAAGCUGUGUAUUCUGAAUGAAGCUGCAAAGAUCUUCUAUAAGCUCGGCUGCCUGGAGAGUCUGUGUGCCUACUGGAACGUCAACAGUCCCAUGUACUACAAACAGUCAUGGCAGGACAUUGUGGACCAGCUGAAGUCUGGAAUCAGCGUUAAAGUUCAGGAGCUUCCCCACUAUCAGUACAUUUUCAAGCCAAUUUUCGCUUCCGCUAAAAUUUGCAUCAACCCUACCGCUGAGGUCCAGCUGAAAUCUCCGAAGGUGAACCUUCAGCUGGAGGUCCAGAACAUUGCCAUCGAGAUGACAAAGCCACAGUAUCUGAGCAUGGUGGACGUGCUGGAGUCCAUUGACUUGAUGACGAAGAACGCCCCCUACAGGAAGUUCAGACCUGAGGUUCCCAUACAAGAAAAUGCCAAACUCUGGUGGAGGUAUGGUUUCAAUAGCAUCGUGGAGGUCCACAUCCGGCGUAUCAAGAGAAUGUGGUCCUGGUCCAACAUCAGACUUCACCGAGAGAACCUGAAGGCCUACAGGUUGGCCUACAAGAUCAAACUACUGAACCAGGCUAAAUCGGAGUCAUACACUGAGCAACAGGUCCAAGAUCUGGAGAAGGUUCUAGAUGUGUUCAACAUCACUUUGGCCCGACAACAGGCCCAGAUGGAGGUGAUCAGAUCAGGGCAGAAGGUGGCUGGGAAGAAGGCAGGAGGCCAGAAACAAGGAGGAGGUUUCUUCAGUGGCUGGUUUGGACAAAAGGCAAAGAAGGAGGAGCAGGAGAGCAAGGAGAGCAAGGAGCCAGAAAGUUCAGGUCUGGACCAACUCCUGACAGCCGAGGAGAAAGAAAAACUGUACACAGCCAUUGGCUACAGUGGAAGCUCCCACAACCUGACGCUGCCAAAACAGUAUGUAGCUAUAAUCGUCACCUUCAAGCUGUUAAGGACUUCAGUGACGAUCAGGGAGCAGCACAGCGUGCCAGAGAUCCUGACGAUCCUGAUGCUCAACCUCAGCACCAAAAUAUCUCAAAGGCCUGGAGCUCAAGCUGUCAGGGUGGAGGCAGCGUUGGAGCACUGGCAUGUGACCGGUCUGCAGCAGCGUGGGACGGUCCCCUCUCUCAUCGCCUCGGUGGGAGAGACCUCUUCGUCUCUUCUCAAUGUUGUGUUCGAACUGAACCCAGAGGAAAGCAGCUAUGACCAGAUGCUCAGAAUCCACUCUCAGCCUGUGGAGAUCAUCUAUGAUGCGGUGACAGUCAACAGUAUGGUGGACUUCUUUAAGAUGGGGAAAGGUGUAGAUCUGGAGGUCCUGACCUCUGCCACGCUGUCUAAACUGGAGGAAAUUAAAGAGAAAACUGCAGCAAGUUUGUCUCACAUCAUUGAGACCAGGAAAGUCUUGGACCUGAAGAUUGACCUGAAACCAUCAUACCUGAUCAUUCCAAAGUCUGGCUUCUACAGCGACAAGCCGGAUCUUAUAAUCGUGGACUUUGGCAGCUUCCAGUUGCACAGCGUCAAUCAGAGCAGUCAUACUUCAACAUCUCCAUCCUCCGCUUCUCUGGAAGAGAUCAUGGAUCGAGCCUAUGAAAGAUACAGCGUGGGCCUUAGCCGAGUUCAACUGCUUUACAGCAAGUCAGGUGAGGCCUGGAAGUCUGCACGGCUCCAGAGUUCAUCGGUCCAACACAUCCUCCAGCCGAUGGACUUCACUCUGCAUUUGGCCAAGUGUAUGAUCGAAAAAGAUGCUCGAAUGCCUAGGUUGAAGGUGUCAGGAGAGCUGCCACUACUGCACGUUAAGAUCUCAGACCAGAAGAUCCAGAAUGUUCUGGAGUUGGUUGACAGCAUCCCCUUGCCCAAGAUGGACUCCUCUCCGUCCACUCCAACAGAGAAGGUCUUACCUUUAGUGAAGGUCCUACCACAGGCAACCAACCUUGACCCCAUCCUCCUCGACACAUUUGAAACAGAUUCAGAUGAGGAUGCCAGUGAGAAGUCAACAGAUGAGGAGCAUCAGCGCUCCACUUUGGAAGAACUCAUCAAUGUCCACUUCAAGUUUGAAGUCAGAGAGAUGCUGUUGGAGCUCACUGAACAGAUGGACCAGGAGAAGACUGUCCUGUCCUUUAGCAUCUGCCAGGUGGGAGCUGAAGGGAAGAUGCGGAGCUUCGAUCUGAGUGUCACCUCGUACCUGCAACGAGUUGUACUUGACUACUGUGAUGUUCCAGAUGGCAGGAGUCCUCUCCACCUGAUCAGCUCAUCAGAGCUGCAGGGCUCCAAACUGCUGAAGGUGGAGUUCAUCAAGGUGGAGUUCUCCUCUUUGGACUUCCUCCUUCACACCAAAGCUCUGCUGUCGGCUGUCAGCUACCUGAACAACGCCAUGCCAUCGCAGCUCCGCACUGCCCGGGAUCAAGACGGCAGAAAGCAGGUGGAGAGUUCGGCCCAGACCCGAGCAGUGUCUAAAGGAGGUAAAGACAGCAGCAUCUUCAGCUUCAAGCUAUUUGCUGUGUUGGGCUGCUUCCAUGUGGAGGUGUGUGACGACCGGAGCAGCAUCGCUGACAUUAGAGUUCAAGGAAUCGAUGCCUCUGUGCUGGUGCAGCUGAAGGAGACGGAGGUGUUCGCUCGACUCCGAGACAUUGUGGUUACGGAUACUAACCCCAAAACCAUUCACAAACAGGCGGUGUCCAUCAUGGGUAAGGAGGUGUUCAGCUUCAAGCUGUCCCUGUUUCCAGGGGCGACGGAGGGUGACGGCUAUAGUGACAUGUCGAAGGUGGACGGGAAGGUCACGUUGAGUCUGGGCUGCAUCCAGAUCAUCUACAUUCACCAGUUCCUCAUGUCUCUGCUGAUGUUUGUCGACAACUUCCAGAUGGCUAAAGAAGCUCUUACCACCGCCACUGCUCAGGCAGCAGAGAAGGCAGCGUCCAGUGUUCGAGACUUUGCCCAGAAGAGUUUCCGUCUGUCUAUGGACAUCAGGAUGAAGGCUCCACUCAUCAUCAUCCCUCAGUCCUCCACCUCCAAUAAUGCCUUGGUGAUUGAUCUGGGUCUGAUCACGGUGGGAAACAGCUUCUCUCUGCAGUCAGCUGAAGGGUUCUCUCUGCCAGCUGUGCUGGAGAAGAUGGACGUCAAGCUGACACAGCUGAAACUCUACAGAAAAACUCUGAACUCCUCUCUUCAAGACAUUGAGAUUCUUCAGCCAAUCAACUUGGAGCUGCUGGUCAUCAGAAACCUGGCCGGUUCCUGGUUCUCUGAGCUCCCCGGGGUCCAGGUCCGGGGACUUCUUCGGUCCCUCAGAAUAGGUCUGGGUGAAGAGGACCUCUGUGUUCUGAUGAAGAUUCUGGUGGAGAACAUUGGAGAAAGAGAUAAAGAGCACGAGAAGGACGUCCAAAGACAGGUGGCGCAGGACUCUACUGGUGAGCCUCUGUGUCUCGUCAGCUCCUCAGUGGAGUCAGAAGCCGAACUGCUCAAAGUGGAGUACCACAAGGCUGACCGCUGUGGGCCAGACUUCUCCUCUGUCUAUAGCAACACAGAGCAGAUGAUCAACGUAACAUUCACUUCCCUGGAUGUCAUGCUUCACACUGAGGCUCUUCUGUCAGCCCUAAACUUCCUGUCCACAAUACUGUCAUCCAGCAGCAUGCUAUCUUCAGAGAAAAACCUUCUACCAAAGGCAGAGGAGAGGACAGUGUCUGCCAAAUCCACUGCCUUAGUUUCCCCUAUGGACUCAGACAUCGUGGACCUGAAAGUGUCCAUGACUCUAGGGGCCUUCAAUGUCCUUGUGUGUGAUCAGACCUGCAACAUGGCUGAUAUCAAAGUUCAAGGUAUAAAUGGGUCUUUGGUUAUGCAAGGACCUCAGACUCACAUAUCAGCCCGCUUACAGGACUUCAUUGUCUUGAAUGCUGAUCCAAAAAGCAUCCACAAGAAGGCCAUAUCUAUUGUAGGAGAGGAGGUGUUUAGUUUCAGCGUGAGUCUGACUCCAAAUGCCACGGAGGGCGCAGACUACACUGACACUUCCAAAAGUGACAGCACGGUAAAGCUGAACGUGGGCUGCAUCCAGGUGGUUUACCUGCACAAAUUCAUCAUGUCUCUGCUGAAUUUCAGCAACAACUUCCAAAUGGCUAAAGAGGCUCUGAGCACGGCAACAGCUCAGGCAGCAGAGAAGGCAGCGUCCAGCGUUCGAGGCUACGCCCAGAAGAGUUUCCGUCUGUCCUUGGAUGUCAGGCUGAAGGCUCCACUCAUCAUCAUCCCUCAGUCCUCCACCUCCCAUGAUGCGCUUGUGAUAGACCUGGGUCUGAUCACGGUGGGAAAUGGCUUCUCUGUGCUGCCCAUUGCAGGAUGUCCUCUUCCAGCUGUUGUGGACAGUAUGGACAUGCAGCUGACAGAGCUGAAGCUGUCCAGGACCUGUUUAGACCCAGCCUUGAGCCUACCCAGCAUUGAGCUGCUGGAACCAGUCAACCUGAACCUCAACAUCAAGAGAAACCUGUCAGCUGGCUGGUACAAGGACAUGGCUGCUGUGGAGAUCAAUGGAGACCUGAAGCCCAUGAAGCUGGAGCUCAGUCAGGAUGACCUAGGAGUUCUGCUCAGAAUCUUGACGGAGAACCUUAAAGAAGCUGGUGCUCCAGAUCCCAGUGCCCCCAGACAAGAGGCCAGCCUGCAGCCUCCAUCCACCAGAAGCCUCCCAGAAGGUGAGUCUGAGAAGCCAGCGGAGAGCAGGAGUGAAUCUGUGGAGACGGUCAAGUUUAACUUCAACAUUGAGUCUUUGGGUCUGGUUCUGUACCACAACAACCCUAAACAGCAGCCGACAGACCUUCAACACCAGCAGAACCUCAGACUCGGGGAGUUUGCCCUCCGCCUGCUGAAAACGUCAGGGAAGAUCCUGAAUAACGGUGGCAUGGAGGUGAGCAUGGUCCUGAUGACGUGCACGCUGGAUGACCUGCGGACCGGCAUGGACCGGGUCACUUCACGGAUGGUGGGACAGAAAGAAGACGACAGCUCGCAGCCCAUGAUCGAUGUGCUGUACCGGCAGAGCGCUGCAGACCAGGACUUGGUGGCUGUCCUGCAAAAACUGUACCUGUGUGCAAGCACGGAGUUCCUGAUGGCCGUCACAGAUUUCUUUCUGCAGGCUCUGCCGCAGAGUCCAGCUGCAACCGUGUCAGUUGCAACGAGCGAUAAGCUGCCGCAGAGACAGACCACCGAACCUCGACCUGAUGCAAAGGCUGCUUCUGUAGUGAGGACCCGACUGCAGGCAGUGAUUGUGGACCCAGAAGUGGUGUUUGUGGCCAGCUUGAUGAAGGCCGAUGCCCCCGCUCUGGUGGCCUCGUUUCAGUGUGACUUCACUCUGCAGAUUGAGGAAGACGGAUCCCAGACUGUGAAGUCCAACCUGAGGGGGCUGAAAGUUCUGGCCUGUCCCUUCAUUCGAGACAAGUGGGAUAAAGCUGUUACCACUGUGCUGAAACCCUGCUCAGUUGCCUUGGAAACUAAAACUGGACCCAACCAACCACUGAGCGGCUCUGUGAUGGUGGAGGAAGUCAUUGUUAAGAUCUCCCCGGUCAUCCUCAACACAGUGAAGACGAUAACAGCGGGCAUGACAAAGCCCAGUACUGAGCAGAAUCAGGAACUGAGUCCUGACGUCAGCGACCUGUGGUCCAUCAUGAACAUCUACAACUGUAACUUCUGGUUUCUGGGAGUGGACCAGGCCACCGAGAUGACAGAGAGCUUCACAGAGGUGGACAAAAAGAACAAUGGAGAAACCUUUUCUGCUCAGAUCAAGGUAGUCCAGAUGACUCUGGAGUCUGGUUUGGGUCAUCGGACGGUCCCUCUGCUGCUGGCUGAGUCUUCCAUAAAUGGACAGGCGAAAAACUGGUCAUCUCUGCUGCAGCUGAAGGCUGACAUGACACUGGAGGUGAACUACUUUAAUGAGGUCCAUGCAGUGUGGGAGCCUCUGAUUGAACGAAUUGACGGUGGCCGACGCAGGUGGAACCUGGAGCUGGAGAUCAAGAACAACCCAGUUAUGGACAAGAGUCCCGUGCACGGAGACGACGACUUAUUUCUUCCUGAACCUCAGACCGUCAUCAACAUCUGCUCCAAAGAUCCCAUGAACAUCACCAUCUCCAAGAGCAGCCUUGGUGUCUUCCAAAACCUGGCUAAGGCGUUUUCAGAGGGCACGGCUUCAACCUUUGAUUACACUCUGAAGGAAAAGCCUCCCUUCACCCUCAGGAAUGCCCUGGGAAUUCCUCUAAUUGUGCAGCACAGUGCCAACUUGAAGCCAGUUGGAGAUCCAGCUCGGGGAAAACUUCACGAGCUGCUAGUGGAUCAGAGUGUGGACCUGGUCCACUCUGUGUUUGAGUCAUCAUUCAGAGGAAAACUUUCAGCUCUUCAGCGCCAAGAGAGCUGCCUGUUCAACCUCACAAUCGUGCCCUCCGGAUACAGCGAGAUCUCCAACGUAGCUGUGGACAAACCUGGUCGGCGCCUCUUCAACAUCCGUGGUCCAAUGCUACAGGAGGCAGUUUCUGUGCUGGUUCAGAUCGAUGCUGCUGAGGGCAACAAGGUCAUCACGGUUCGCUCACCACUGCAGAUAAAGAAUCACUUCUCUGUGCCCUUUGCAAUCCUUAAGUAUUGUCCAAAAUCUAGGAGUCUGCAGAGUGUGGGAACAGCUGAACCUGAGAAAGAGUUUCAUGUCACUUUGGAAUCAUACAGAGCUCAGCUGUUCGUACGUCCAGGGGGACUUUUAGACGGUCAGUAUGGUCCGUCCUCCAGCUGUGUGGCCUGGAAGGAGCAGGUGCAUCAAAGUUUCCAAGUCCGCUCGGUGCUGCAGUGUCCUGCAUCUGACAGCAGUCUACUGCCACUAAUGGUCAGCACGCUGGCCAUCCCUGAUGACCUGCGACACAUCACCAGCCACGGUGAACAAGACUGGGAUCCUGCCUACAUCAUCCACCUACACCCUGUGGCCACACUUCGCAACCUGCUCCCCUACACAGUCCGCUACAUGAUGGAGAACUCAGCAGAUUUUCAUGAGCUUCAAGAAGGCAGCACUUCAGACCUGCUGAACGCGCGAAUCUCAGGUGAAAUAGUUUCGUUAGCACUGAUCCAGUAUCAGGGGCGUGACUGGCAUGGACACAUUCAGAUCAGUCAGAACAUGGAAGAGUUUUUUGCGGUGUGCCUGGCCUGUGACUCAGAAAGCAGUAUGACAGCAGAUGUGAGCGUUCAUGUUUCCAAGACAACAAGCCGCCUGGUGAUGUCACUCUUCAGCCCAUACUGGAUCAUCAACAAGACUUCCAGAGUGCUUCAGUACCAGUCUGAGAACGUCAGUUUCAAGCACCCUGCUGAGUACAGAGAUGUCAUUCUGUUCUCCUUUAAGAAGACCAACCUGUUCAGCAAGAACAAGCUCCAGCUGAGCAUCUCCACAAGCUCCUGGUCUGAUGCGUUCUCUUUGGACACGGUGGGAAGUUAUGGCUGCGUUCGCUGUCCUGCCAACAACAUGGACUUCUUGGUGGGCGUUAGCAUCCAGUUGAGCAGCUUUAAUCUGACCAGGAUCGUCACCAUGACUCCUUUCUACACUCUGGUGAACAAGUCUUCAUACGAGCUAGAGUGUGGGGAACUCAUCAACCAGACCUCCAUUAGGUGGCACUACGUCCCCUCCACUGAGUGCCUCCCUCUGUGGCCGAUGAACAGCUCAGGGAAGUUGUGCAUCCGUGCGGUCGGCUCUGACUCCAACUCAAAGUUCUUCUACUUCAACCGGCAGGACAACGGCACCCUGCUGAGCCUUGACACAUGCGGUGGGAUCAUUAUGGACGUCCACAUCUCUAAUCACGCCACCAUCAUCAGCUUUACUGAUUAUUAUGAGGGAGCAGCCCCCGCCCUGCUGAUAAACCACACAGCCUGGGCCACCAUCAGCUACAGGCAGAGCGGAUCAGAUGCGGUUUAUAAUCUGCAACCUGGCAAUGCUCGGAGGUUUGUGUGGCAUGACCCUGCAGGAACCCGAACGUUCAGCUGGAGCCACAAGGAGCAUUCAGGAGAACUGGACCUGCUGAAGGAUGAGGUUGGUCAGUUUUCUGCUGACAGCAGAUCUCAGAUCCACUGGGUUUCCUUUCUGGAUGGACGACAGCGAGUGUUGCUGUUUACAGAGGACACUGCUGUGGUGACUAAAGCUCGACAGUCGGAGAAGCUUGAACAGUUUGAACAGGAAGUGAAGGUCUCCCUGCAAAAUCUUGGGCUGUCCCUCAUCAACAACAGCAGCCAGCAGGAGAUUGCUUACAUCGGCAUCCCUAGCUCAGGUGUGGUUUGGGAGCACAAAAAGAAGAAUCGCUGGAAGUCGUUCAAUCAGAAAAACAUCAACCUGCUGGAGAAAACUUACCAGGGUCAGCUGAGUGGGAAGAUGGAAGGUGGCUGGGUCAUUCUGGAGAACAAUCUGGAGGUGAACUUGAGUGAAGCAGGAAUGAUGAUGCGUCAGCCCUGUUCCUGCCCAAUCAGAAGGAACUUCCUGUCUGGGAUCCAGGUGGAGUACAAGCAGUCUAUGCACCAACGCAGCCUGAGAGCACAGCUGCACUGGCUACAGGUGGACAACCAGCUCCUGGGUGCCAUGUUCCCCAUCAUCUUCCAUCCAGUCCCUCCUCCAAAGUCCAUUGCUCUAGACUCAGAACCAAAGCCCUUCAUCGACAUGUCCAUCAUCACAAGGUUCAACCAGCACAGCAACGUCACACAGAUCAAGUACUUCAUGGCUCUGGUUCAGGAGAUGGCAGUGAAAAUUGAUCAGGGUUUCCUGGAAGCUGUCUUGGCUCUGUUUACGUCAGAUUCUGACCCUGAAAAUGAAGGACAGAAGUCGGGGCUGAUCGAGGGAGACCUGCAGCGUCUGCAAGCAGAGCCCACAGAGAUGUCGCUGUCCAACACGUCAGGAUUUAGCUUCUUUGAAUUUUUCCACAUCUCACCCAUCAAGCUUCACCUCAGUUUGUCUCUGGGUUCCAGCAAUGACAGCUCUUCUCAGGAGUCGGCUGCUCUUCAGCCUCUGAAGCUGCUGUUAAAAAGUAUUGGUGCCACGCUGACCAAUGUGGAUGACAUCAUCUUCAAGCUGGCCUUCUUCGAGAUGAAGUAUCAGUUUUACAGCAGAGAAAAGCUGAUGCGGACGGUGGGCCAACAUUACAGUGAACAGUUCCUUAAGCAGAUGUAUGUUCUGGUUCUGGGUCUGGAUGUUCUGGGGAACCCGUUUGGACUGAUCCGAGGUCUGUCCGAGGGAGUGGAGGCCUUCUUCUAUGAGCCGUUUCAGGGAGCCGUUCAAGGUCCAGAGGAGUUCGCCGAAGGAUUAGUAAUUGGCGUUCGAAGCCUGUUGGGUCACACUGUAGGUGGUGCGGCAGGUAUGGUCUCCAAGAUCACAGGUUCUGUUGGUAAAGGUCUGGCAGCCAUCACUAUGGAUAAGGAGUACCAGCAGGAACGGCGAGAGGAGAUGAAUCGACCACCUAAAGACUUCAAAGAUAGCCUGGCCAAAGGAGGGAAAGGACUGCUGAAGGGCGUCGUCGGUGGAGUUACAGGCAUCGUCACCAAACCCGUGGAAGGAGCUAAGAAAGAGGGUGCAGCAGGCUUCUUUAAGGGGAUCGGUAAAGGUCUUGUGGGUGUUGUUGCUCGGCCGACAGGUGGUAUUGUGGACAUGGCCAGCAGCACCUUCCAGGGAAUCCAGAGAGCGGCGGAGUCGACGGAGGAAGUGACCAAACUUCGGCCAGUGCGUCUGAUCAAGGAGGAUGGGGUCAUCCGACCGUUUGACCUGAUGGAGUCGCAGGGUUUGGACCUUUUUCAGCGCUCAGGAGCCAAGCCACUGGAUGGUGAAGUGUUCAGAAGCUUUUGUCCACAUCCUGCUCACAGAAAGACCAACAUCAUCGUCACCAACAGGAGGGUGUUUUGUGUGAAGGAGCUGGAUUUUGUCGGUCACUUUACCACGGAUUGGGAAUGUAGGUAUGAGAACUUCCUCCGUCCUCCAACUGUGACAGAAUCCGAGCUGAAGAUUUACUGCAAGGAACAGCAGAAGCUGAAACUUCCCAAAACUCCAGAUUCAGUCAGAACCGUUCACCUCAAAGACGCAAAGACUGCCCAGAAGCUGCACGAGGCCAUAUGUGACGCUCAGGUGGCGCAGCAGCAGCACCGCAUGGCAAGACAGAAGUCCCAGCGCUUCCUAAAUCUCAGCAAAAAGCAGUGAUGUCACUUCCUGUCUGCCUGCAGCCACUGAGGGGGCGGGGUUUGAGUAAAAUAUUCCUGAUUCGUGCCAACACUCGUCACCUGAUCCGGUGAAUCCGUCCAAGACCCAGCAGAUGGCACUUUCUCAGAAGCUUAUUUUUAAAAACUAAAGAUGUCAUAGGAUGAAUGUUUUUCCUUGCUGGUUGUUUUUCUUUUGCCUCAGAUGUUUUUGUUUGUGGUUAUUUUUUGCUUCUCGUCCUGAAACAAAAAAGUUCUUGAAGUAAAAACGGAGCUGAUUUGCCUAAAUGUUGGUAAACUUUUUCUAAACAAUAAUUCUGUACAAAUCCUUCAGAAAGCAGAAAAUUUCUUGAACCAAAGUUAACACGCUGAGCUCACCAUUUUAUUUUAGUAUUUUUAUUUUGAAAAGUCCUCUGAGCUUGUGGGUGUUUGGUUCCUCCUCUGUGCCUUCAGGCAGCACCACUUCCUGCCCCAAGAUGAAGAAAGAUUUUUGCACUAUAAGAAAACUUGCAAUAAUAAUGGUAAUUAUGAUGAAUGUUUGCUGAAUUUAACUUUUAAUUUUCAGGAAAAUACAAAUAUCGAAAUGAUCAUUUAACAACUUUAUUUACAUUUAUAGCAACAAAUGGAAACACAGUUUGUAUGAGACCAUCUGCAAGACAAAAAUGUGUUGUUUUGUUUGUGAAGAAUGUAAACCAAACAUCUGUCCAUCUCCUGACAGUACUGGAAUCUUAUCUGUCAAAUUAAUAUUUC